UCUGGCAUACAAACAUCUGAUUUAUUUAAGGUGGGUAAUCUGUUGGCUCUUGGUCUAUUGGGUGGUACUUGUAUUUUCCAUUACGGUAUGCUACUUUGGUACUUGAGAAAGUCCUCUAAGACAAAACCAUGUGACCCUUUAUGUGACCUUCUCUCCCAGCUGGGUCAUAUGACCCCAUCUUGUUUCCGGAGUCCACCAAUAAUUUAAAUUGCCAAUUGUUUCUUUACAUAUUCUUUGAUCUAUAUAUAUUCAUGGCUGUGAGCAUUUAGAACAAACACAAGGAAAAGAAAAAUAUUCAACUUUCAAACACUUAGUUCUUAUUUUCAAGUCUUCCUUAGACUAUUAUUCUCCUCUCAAGUUUUAACACAUACAACAAUGGGUUUUCGUUUAACCGGUAUCAAAAAGGCAUUACUUGCUGCAAACCGAGCAUCUUCAAAAGCUGUGGACGUGCCAAAGGGCUAUCUUGCAGUGUAUGUUGGAGAGAAACUGAAGCGGUGUGUGAUCCCCAUAUCAUACUUGAACCAACCUUCAUUUCAAGACUUGCUGAGUCAAGCUGAGGAAGAGUUUGGAUAUGAUCAUCCCAUGGGUGGUCUCAUGAUUCCUUGCAGCGAAGAUGUCUUCCAACAUAUGACUUCUCACCUGAAUAGGCUAUGAAUCUUAAUUCUAACACUGCAGGAGACUGACACAGAUUAGUAGAGACAGUUUUGUACAUUUAGGCAUCUUCUCAAUUUGUAAAGAUUCCCUUUCUCUUGAAAUUUUGAAAAAAGACUAAUCAGAAUGACGAAUUUUUGGAGUUUAUGUUUUUGGUGUAUUGACAAUGAAUUCAACUACU
Molecule: messenger RNA, 832 nt
Organism: Lotus japonicus
Lineage: Eukaryota; Viridiplantae; Streptophyta; Magnoliopsida; Fabales; Fabaceae
Product: auxin-induced protein 15A-like
Exons: 1
Coding region: 376-654 (92 amino acids)
Biological process (GO): response to auxin
Source: RefSeq, a predicted model, not a curated record